Messenger RNA from Protopterus annectens (West African lungfish), 1202 nucleotides. RefSeq names its product CMRF35-like molecule 7. Gene Ontology annotation, cellular component: plasma membrane. The transcript has 6 exons. The record is from RefSeq and is a predicted model, not a curated record. Gene Ontology annotation, molecular function: transmembrane signaling receptor activity. NCBI's taxonomy places the organism in Eukaryota, Metazoa, Chordata, Ceratodontiformes, Protopteridae. The coding region runs from base 29 to 865 and encodes 278 amino acids.
UGCAAUACGCAGACUGCAUUCUAAUACAAUGAAGACUUUACUAAACAAAACCUGGAAGUUAUGUGUUCUUCAGAUUCUAUUCAUCUCAGCUUCAUCUGCCGUACAUGGGCCAAGUGAUCUGAUUGCUAGUCUUGGAGAAUCCAUUACCAUAGCAUGUCAGUAUGAUGACAAGAAUGCAAGGGCUGCUAAUAAGUACUGGUGUAAAGGAGAUAACAGAUUUACAUGUUAUGUUGUGGUUCAGACUAACGGAUCUGAAACAAUUGUACAGAAGGACAGAACAUCAAUCAUGGACAAUCAAACCAUUCAGGUUUUUUACGUAACGGUGGUGGAUCUCAGCGGAGAUGAUAAUGGAUCAUACUGGUGCGGAAUUGAUAUACUAGGACUAGAUGCUGUUCAUCAGGUUAAGUUAACAGUAAUUAAAGCUUCUACAGUUACUGCACCAACAUCCAGACAGUUUCCAAAUAUAGCAGAGAUAACUAUCACCAGUAUUAUCAAUGGUCAAAAUGCUGCUGAAAGGCACCAGACUAACAAUGUCCUGGUUCUAACCAUCUUGGCAGUUCUUCUUGUGAUGGUACUUUUUGUGGCUGUCAUCUUUAUAACAAAGUUACAUACUAAAAAAACAAUAAGAAACAACAGAACACCAAAGGAGAUCCAGCCCACUGUUUUGACUUUGCACAGUGAUACCUGUUAUUCAGGCAUCAGAAAUGAUGCAGUGCUGGAAAACCUUUCUCCAACAUAUGUGAAUGCUGAAACUUUUCGUAAAGAUGAACAAAUCCACUCUGGCAUAAAAACUUACCCAGGCCAGCAAGAGAGUGUGCACGAGGAUGUUGAGUAUGCAAGUCUGUCAUUUACUAAAGACAAAUAGUGUGAAGAACACUUUCAUGUGUUAAUGGAUUCCCCUACUGUAUACACGGCAACCACCACAGUAACAAGUGACAAAAGACAUACAAGAGCUUUUCAUACAUUUAAUGGAAUCCCUGCCUUUCUGUUGUAAUGCCAUAAAUAAAUUAGAGAAAGCUAACAUGAACUUGCAAAACAUGUGCAUUAUCACUGUUGGUCACUUUGUACAUAGUGGAAAAAUUCUUGAUCUGUAAAUUUAGAGAAGUGUAUUCUGAAAAGGAUGUCUUCAAAUGCCUUUAGUAUAUACAAAUUAUUUGAAUCUGUUUUGUUUUGAAUAAAUGCAUUUCAUGAAGAUACAUUUU